Messenger RNA from Cinara cedri, 18963 nucleotides. The record is from the annotation of a GenBank genome assembly. Lineage: Eukaryota; Metazoa; Arthropoda; Insecta; Hemiptera; Aphididae.
AUGGCCAUCGGCGACGAUGACUCCAGCAGGUAAGUUCAUAACGACUAUAGCUGCAUCCUGUAUCUAUCUAUGUUAUACAUACAGGGUGCACUGGCCAACACAGUGCGAUAGCACUAAAACUGUCAAUUUCGGAGUUUUUUAUUAUUAUUUUUCGAUUUCGUUAUCAAAAUUAAAAUUAUCGUUCGUCUCGUGCCCUGGCUCGCUUAAGUUUUCUACAAAAAAUCAUCAAGGUUUUGUAUAAUACGUGCAGAAACCUAUAGACACAUCGGGAGUUUAUAAACGUUUACUCCUCUUCCCUCACGUUUUAAUUAUUCGAAAAGGGACUAUAUAAUUUUGAACCGCCGAUAAUCUCUCGCAUGCCGUUACAGUAAACAAAUUUCGCUACUAAAAUAAUAAUAUCCGAUUUUUCCGUCAAGCGGUCGGGUUAGGUGUAGGCGGGUGUAUUAGACGGGUAAUAAAAAUAAACUGCCGGACCUCCGCAACUGCUCUUCCGGGAUUAUUUGUAAACGGACAUGAGUUCCUAAUGCUGGGUGAGGGGAGAGGGGGUUUAAACCGUAUAGAAAAUCGUAUUCCCGUAAUAUAUAGAUAGGUGGGUGGUAGGUAUAUUAUUAUCAAAGCAAAAUCGAAUUCAGGAUAACGAUUAUGUAUAAUAUAUUCCGAUCGGCAAAGUCGACGCAAUUAUUAUCGUUAUCAUCAGAUAGGCGGUCGGUAAAAAAAUGGAGUGGGCGGGGAUUUCAAUUUUUUGUUCGUCCGAUAUCCAAAUAAUAACACCGCAAUAUUUAUGUACAUGGUCGAACGAUUUUUCGACGGAACGACUGUUUACAGACGAUAGGUAGGAAAAAAUAAAAAAUAAGACUUCAAGUGAAAUAUAGAUACCAAUAGAAAUAACCGUGUCGUAUAAUGUUAUUAUGAUCCGCAUAGGUCGGUACCGUUACCUUAUUUAAGGUCCUUUUUUUACUUACUUAGUGUGUAUACUCGUAUAAGUACACUGCAGACUCGUAUUUAUCGUUUUGGAAAUUGCCCGCCUCCCCGUAACACUGAUAGAUAAUCCGAUUAUUUUCCUACAAGAAUCGGUCAUAUUAUGGUACAAAAAAAUAAAAUAAUAAUAAAAUAAAAUGCAUACGUCGUCGGUUCCGAAAAGGAUUUUUUUUUACAAUAUUAUCCUUUUCUCUUGAGAUUCACGGUGACGCGGUGAAGACGUUGAUCGCGGGUCACGGUCGGAAAAAUAAAAUCGUUUCGUACCCCGCUAAAUAGAGAUGAGCCUAGAACUAAGCUGCAGUGUUGUAUAAAGACAGAAUGUUAAAGUAUCUAGAUGAAAAUAGGAACUUAAUUCUUAUAAUAAUAAUUAUUCUAGCAGUUAUCAAAUGCAGAAAUGGCACGCCGUGUUUAAUUUUUAAAAUUGUUCAAGAAAGACCGAAAACUCCUCAGACACCUAGAAUUUUAUAAUAUUUCAAAUAACGAUAAGCGCUUCUAAUAGAUGAUACCUAACACAUUAUGUUGGUUAGGUAAGGUGACAUUUUUACAAACACUUUUUUCAAAGUUAUAGAUAAUUUUUGACUUUCUUGGCAAAUAUUAAAAUUUAAACAUGUGCCUUUUCUUCAUUCAGCAAUUCGAUUAUCUAGAUGAAGAUAAAUAAUCGGUGACUUUUUAAAAUGAUAAUUUUGUUCACUAUAUAGGUACCUAUCACAAAAAAAACUGCUAAAAGUAGUAAAGUGUACCAGACUUUUUGUUACACAUAUCGAUUUUAAAAAUGUUGUAUGAUUAAAGAAACGGAAUAAUAAUUAUUAAUGCAUUAAACUAUAAUAAUAUAAUUUAGAUGUUUUACCUAUUUAUUUCUAAUAUGUACAUAAAUUAUGUAUUCAAAAAGAUGUAUCUAAACGAUUCAAUUAUUUAUCUUAAAUAAUUUGUUUGUCAUCUAUUUAGAUAUGUCAUAGAAAAUGUAUCUAGAUAAAACACAACACUGAGACUAAAAUCAUAGAAUGGUACGGUUUUUAUUUUUAUUUUUAAUGACUGAAUAUAAUAUACUUUCAGGUAUUACAUUGUUGGAAACCCGUUGAACGGCGUAAUUAAAUUGUCCGACAUAUUUCUGUGAGGGUGACAAAUUUGAAAAAGAAAUCCACGAUUUAUUAUAACGUAUCAUUUUUUCAAAUUUCUUGUCUGCGUGGAAUGUGGUCGAAUUUUUCGUUGGUAUCGCUCUAAUCUGACGUCUUCAAUCGAGAUUUACCAUCAAUUGAUGGGUACGAUUAAUAAUAUGUUUUAUAAUAAUGUUUUGUAUUAAUAAUAUGUUACAUUAAUAAUAAUGCAUUAUAUUUUUUAUGGUAUACAGGGAGACAAAUGGAAUUAUCAUCUAAUCUCAAAUGUUUCAUUUAAGUACGCCCGGAUUAAAGAUUACGGGGGCCUGGGAUCGAUAUUAGUAAGGGGCCCUAAUCUAUUAAAAUGGGACAAAUAAGCAAACAAAUGGUCAUCGCUUAAAUUGUAUACUCUUGAAACAAAAUGCUGUGUGUUUAAAUCUAACUAAUGAACAAAAAAAUAAAAAGGUUCUAAAAUAUUUGGUUCCAUUCAUAGUAUAAGUCAAUAAAAGCAAUAAUAUAUUAGUAUAAUAUGCAUAAAAUAGUCUUUGUGGGCCGCGGGGACGUGGCCUCUGCCUCUCUUAAUCCGUGUCUGUCAUUUGUAUACGUAUACUUCAUGGUUUUAUGGCAGUCGUGUGAAUUGAAUUAAUUUUAUACAGUUUUCAAUAUAAGCGAAUGGAAAUUUGAAAAUUAUUCAAUAGCCUAACCUAAAUGACCACAUAAUAUAGCUUGGAUGUAUUAUUAUAUAAUGAAUUUUGGCACUUAUGUCUUUUUACCAAAUCAACAGUACACCGUAAUGAUUUAUGAUAUUUUAAUUUGUGAUAUAACCUGACGUGUUAAGAUAUACAAACACUUAUGCUCUUUAGGCUAAUAAAUAAAGGAAAAAAAAUUACAAAAAAAAAAUAAAAAAUAAAAAAAUGUAUACAAUUUACUUCAGCCCUUCUUUCUCGAAGAAAUCAUAUGGCAGAUUUUAAAUUUGUUAUGGAAAAAAUGCCUACUUUUCAUUAAAAUCGAUGGUCCUUGCUUCGUUCCUGCCUUUAUAUUGGUAUUGUUUUCGUAUAAGUAGGUUAUAUUAUAUAGGUACCUACUUACAUUUUAACCAUUUUGAAUUUAAUACCGCAGUUGGAUUAUAAGAAUAUAUAGUGUUUGAAAAUCGUAUAAGUUAUUUAAUAUUAAAAACCACCUCGACGGCACCUUAAUGCAAAGAUAAAUGAAAAUGUUAAUCGAAAUAUCAUAAUAUAGGUUCCCACUGCAGCGCUUUCGUUGGUACAUAGAAUAUUAUUAAAUUUCUCGUGCAUACAGCUAAAACAAUCCGCGCGGUCAACUGAUUUUAUCACCACGUUUAUAUAUGGUAAAAAUGAUAAAACAACCGUAUUAUUUUAUAUUAUUAUUAGUAUGAUUUAUUUUUGAAAAAAAUUGAAGCAAUAUUCGAUUCUACGGCGUUUAUAGUUAAAAUGCAGACAAAUUGAAUAUAUACGAUAAAAAAAUAAUACAAAUAACCAAAAAUCGUCCAGAUUCGGUUUAUUUUUUCGUAUGAAAAUAUUUUUUUAAAAACAUUUUCCAACCGGUUAAUUGAAAUAAUAUACACAAUUGCGUUUUAGGAAAAAAAAAACCGUGGAUAUUUUAAUUUUUAACCAUUAUUGAAUAGUUAACAAAUAGUUUUUCGGUUUUUUUGUUUUUUAUUGCAAUCAUCGAUGGUUAGUAAAAAGUGAAGAAAUCAAAUAUGGCUUGGAAUUUCUGAUUGGCAAUCGUCGGUUGUUCACGAAUUUUCAAAGAUUUUCAUAGGUACCGUUUUGCUAUUACCUUCUACCCGUUCAAAAGAAAACUUCGUUAAAAUAAUCAUAGGUAUUACUUAGAGAAAGAUUUUAGUUAUUAAUGCCCAUGAUCAAUAAGAUAUUUCAACCGUACAUAAUAAUAUGAAUGUAGGUACCAACUUCCAAUAUAAACAUUAACUCGGUUUAGGUUAGAAAUAUAAAAAUAUUUGAAAAAAAGGAAAUAAUAGAAAAACAGUUUUAUUUUUGCUUUCUUAUAUAGGUUUUAUACGUAUACGCACAUUGUUUAAAGACUUUUUUAAAUAUCUAGAUAAAGAUAAAAGAUAAUCGAUAUGUAGAUAGAAUAUUAUGAUAAAACAUAACGAUUUAAUCAUUUAGAAUUUAGAUAAAGUUAAAUGAAAUACCCAUCUUUAUAGGUAUUUACCGAAGUGUUCAAAAUGUACCUGCGUGUACCAGAUAUGGUAAACUUCUAGAAUUUAAAAAUAUUUUAGGAUGAAUAUAACAGUUCAAAGUUUCAGAAGAAGAAAAUUGACUAUUAUAAAUUAAAUAUCUUGCCUAUUCUUCCAAAAAAAAAUUUAAUACUAUGUUAUUACGUUUUAAAAGAUUUAUCUAGAAGAUUUAAUUAUUUAUCUUUAGUUUGAUAGAUAUAGGGUAAUUUAGUUUAUGCACUAAAAACAUAGAUACAUCAUUGUAAUCAGAAAAUGGUUCUGAAACGAGAAGUAUUAGCAUAUACAGAGAUGUAGGUAAGGGAAGGGGGUUAGACCUACAUUUCAAAAUAACUUUAUGUAAGAUACAUUUGUUUCUACUCCCAAUUCACUCCUAUCCUAUUAUACACAAUUAAUAGGCAGAGCCCUACCCCUCAUCAAUAAUCUAUAUCAAAACAAAUAAAAAUAAAAAUAAAACUGAUGUAUCGAAAUUUGUUGUAUAUUUAAGAAUUUUAAAACUUUUAGACUCAAGUGUAGCAAAGAAUGUAUUGGUUUUACAAAGAUGUUUUUUUAUUUUUUUAUACUGUGUGCUAAAAUUCUACCAGAAAUCUUAUUCCGAUGUUACGAUGUAACUCUUUUCUGGAAGGAAAUUUUCUUGGGAUGGUACUUUACGGAGGUAUUUUUUGAUUUUCCAAAGAUUUUUCUCAGAAAAUGUGAAAAACCGGAAAAUAACAUGAGAAAACCGAGAAAAACGUAGGGAAUACUCGAAAAUCGGUACAAUAUUAAACAAAUAUUAUUAAAGAAAAUAUAUAAUGCUUAUUUAAUUAUUUAAUAUUUUACCAUAAUGUGAUAUAUAUAUAUAUAUUGUUGACAAAGCAUCACUAUCAACUGAACUCCACUCAGAAUUGUUUUUUCGUAAUCAAUGGUUUCUCGUUGCUUUCAGAUAUAUAUUAAAUUUACUUCUGUAUCCUACUUUCCCAACUUCUCAACUAAAACAGUGUCUGCACCCACUUACGAAGUAUGUCAGUAUUUUUUAUUUUAAUUUAAUUGAAAAACUGUUGGUAAUCAAAAAAUUCUCAUCAAAUAAAUAGUACCUGUAAAAAAUCCGCAUAUUUUAAGGUUCAGCGUGAAAAAAUCGAAACAUUUUUCUAACCCAAAAAUCGUAAAAAACCACACGCAUCUUAGUAAAACAAACCGAUUCUGCGGAAUGCUUUGAAUGUUACAGAGUCUUUAAUAUGGAUGGACCAAAGUUUUUAUAGAAUCUGAAAAAAUGUAGGCAGACGAAAAUUAAAAAAAAAAAAAAAAAAAAAAAAAAAAAAAAAAAAAAAAAAAAAAACAUGGGAAAUCAAAACCGACUUUCUUACACAACAGCAAGAUAAAAUUUUCUUUUAGAAAUAAAUUCUACUCUUUUCCAUGUUUCCGGUAGAAAAUUUGUUUACAGACGUACAAAAAAAAAAAAAAAACAUGCACGUCAUAGUCGUGUCACCAAGACAUUCCUCGCGGCACGCUCAAAAUCUACAACAAAAUAAACCAAUAGUCUAUUUCUACUGUUUUACCACGUCUUACUGUAUACACAUCUAUAACAGUUUAAUAAUACUAUAUACGUUUAGAUUAUAUAUUAUUUAUUAUUUAUAUAUUAUGCAGGUAUUGUCUCCGUGUCGAUCGAAUGGCAAAAUAAUAUACUUGGGCGUAUUUGUACCCGUGUAUAAUAUUAAUGUGUGUGUAUGCUAUUAUAAACAAAUAUUAUUGCAAAAUCACCGCCGCGGUGUCCGCCGUCGUCGUCCGACGUUCAUUAAUAACAAUAACAGGGUCAAUAUGUGUGGCGGCCGUAUAGUAAAAUAUAAUAAUAAUAAUAAUAUCUAAUGUAACGUGUGGAUAAGAUCAAACGGACGUAUUCCUAUAACGGGUUUCGUAUUAUGUACGUAGGUACGUGAUCUAUGCUUCGGAUGGAUCAUUGAGUAACGGUGCCCCCAAGUCGCUUUCUAUGUGCGCUUACCUGUAGGUACGUAAACACCGCUGUCGCUUGUCACACUACACCGCAUCGCGGUUCUCAAAUUAAUACAAUAUACCUAAUAUUGUAUUAUUGAAUUUCAUUAUGCAAUUGGGUUUACGGCAUUACCUGUAAACCGAGCUGUCAUUAAAAAAAAAAAUAUGUAUAUGUGUAACGCUAUUAUUAGACAUGUACUUCGUCGUAGCGGUAUUAAUAUAGUAUUUUAUUGAAAUAAACGGUUUAAAAAUUCCAAUCGAACGGAAAAUUGUACGAUUCACCUUCAAUUUCGUUGAACAACAAUAAUAUUGCCCGGAAAAGAAAGUGAAAACCGUAUUUUAUUAUACAUCACAUGUUUUUCUUUUUAUUUCGACGAUUAAUAAAACGGUUUUAAGUGUGAAGAUUUAAAUUUUUUUUGUUUUCAACGUCGUUUUAUCACACUAAUAAACGAUAUGACAGCGAAUUUGUACGAUUGUUAUUUCACAUUACGAUUUUUAUCUAACGUUUUAUUAUACACGGCGUGUUAAAACAAAUGAAUACCCGUGGUUUUUUUUUCUUCUAAAUAUCCACGUGUACCUUCGUAAUUGUUAUUGUAUAUCGGUAUAGGAUUCAUUUGUAUUGUUAACCUAGGUCGUAAAAUCAGCGUUGGUUAUAAUAAAAUACAUUUGGAAAUGUUUCGAUGAUGAUUAAAACGGUCAUAAUUGUUAGAGUAAUAUUAUCAUAAUCAAAGACAUACAUCCGGGCCGAAUCGUCCGAAUCGCAUUAUAUUAUAUUAUAACCGAAUUGUAAGGGGGGUGUAGCAGGGAGUUGUUUCUCACCCCUUAUUUUCCAUUUCUUGUAUAUUUUGUUAUGUAUAUUUAUCUAUAAGAAACGACGGCCGCGGCAGCAGUGGGGCAGCGAUGUUUACACAGAUCCAUCACUGCCGUCGGUUAACCGGAAAAGGAAAAAAAAAAGAUCAAAGAUAACAUAACAAUUUUCAUUGUCUGGAUAAAGAUAAAUAAUAUUAACACUUUUUUUGUGUUGAUACAGAAAGAUGAUUUUUGUUUGUCAUUAUACCUAUCAUAAAACUAAGUGCUAAAAGUGUGUGUGUGGUUAGUACAUGUGUGGAUUUCAAAAAAAGUUGUGUGUUCGAUGCGACCUAAUAAUACACUUACACAAAACAUCAAUACAAAUUGCAUAUUUUAUACUUUUUGUUAGACAUAAUAUUAUAUUAAUUACGGUUUGAAAAGUUCUAUCUAGAUGAUUUCAUCGUUUAUCUCAGAUACCGACCGACUUAUUUCCCAUUUAUCUACACAAGAUUAAAUUAUAAAAUAUCAAGUUUAUCUCGACGGAACACAUCACUGCGUAUAAACGUUGACAUAAAUCUUUAAACGAACUUAAAAACCAAGUGACGAUUUUUACUAUUUUAAAAGCGUGUAAACCGUGAAGAAUAAACACAUCUUCAUGGCGUACAUGCAUAGUUUUUGUUUGAUAGUAUAGGAAGUAAGGGCGAAAAAAAUUUAAAUUUGAUUUAUGAUUAAUGUAUCGUAAUACAUCUGUAUAAUUUUCUGAUAACUAUUGAUGUCAAUCGGCUUCGCAGUUGGUUUCCGUUUUUUUAUCUUCUAUACAGUACCAUAUAUAUAUAUAUAUAUAUAUAUAUUAUAAUCUCUGCGGCAAUCUCAAUAAUUGCUUACCGCCGCCGCAUAUAUUAUUUUAUUGAUUUACUGUGUAACGCGAAAAAGAAUAUCGUCCCGUUUACCUAAUAAAAAAUCCUACUCUAAGUGAAAUAAUAAACACGCACGUAUGAACAAAUAAAUUUGCGAAAUUCGGUACGAUGUUGAUGAUUCAUUUAUCGUUAUGUAUAGUAUACAUACAAUAUAAUAUUGGUACGAAUGAAUAAUUAUUAAACGUAUGGGUACAGAUGAUACGAACAAAACAUGAUAGGUAAGUCGAAGUAGAUAUUUUUUCUCUGAUCGUUUAAAUUCGUAUGCCGGCAAUGCCGGUUACAUUCGUUCCGAUUAUAUAUACUUUGCCGCAUCUAUAAAAUAUUCCAAAGACGAUGUUUGAAAUGCUGUAGCUCACGGUCCGCUGUACGGGAAAUAUAAUUAAAUUCAAAUUCGCCAUAGUAAAAAAAAAAAUAUAUAUAUAAUAAUAACGACGUGUAAUUUGAUUAGUUGUUCUGCCGAGACCUUCUCAUAUAAUAUUAAUAUUAUUAUAUUGGUACCUACAACAGAUUUAAUCGAUAAAUCAUCAUUAUAUUAUUAAAAAAAAAAAAAAAAAUCGUGUAUCACAUGUUACGAGAUCGAUCGAAUUUUCAAGUACUCGCCUGUAUAUUAAUCGGUCGCCUGACAUACCUGCCGUCGAUAUUUUUUUAUUCCCCGUCAAAACGUUAUUAUGAACGACGGCUGUUUUUAAUAUUGGUACUCUACAUAAUGUUAUUAUACAAUAUGACUAUGGAACUUCGGUGUAGGUUCAUCGGUUGCUAUACAGAGUGGUGAUAAUUGAAUGAUAUGCUUAGUAUUAGGAAUAUUGAUUCAAAUAAAUUAUGAUGUUGACAUUUAUUUUUGACGAGAUAUGUUCUACUUUUAACUUUUAAGAAUGCGUAAGGGGACAGUAGUGGAACACAAUUCAUACGCCGCUCGCUGUACCGCCACGCAAAUGAUUCUCUACUUCUCUGCCCCUACCCAAACUCAAAAGUGGAAUAUCUCAUUGACGAAAAUCCAAAAUUUCAACGUUAAAUUGUAUUUAAACUAAUGCACUGUCUACUUAUAGAAUUUUUAAUAUAGGUUGCCGAUUGAAAAUUAAACGCAGGCACCCACAAACAUAAGUAUGACAAAAAAUAAUGAUAAUUUAACAUUUUAGAAUUGCUUGUUUCUUAUUGUCCAAAAAAAAAAAAUCCGAAAAAAGUUAAUACUUUCUAAGACAUCGCAAUGAUCAUAUUAUCUUUGUGUGACAGUGACACCCUGUAUAAUGUAGGUAUAUUUGACUUUAUUUCCCGCGUUUUUAUUCAACACAAGUAAAGAAUACUGAAAAAAAACGUACAUACAUAUUUUAUACACUUGUAUACUAAUACAGUGAGUAUUAAGUGUAUAAUAGUAUUACCUAUAUUCAUUUAUUAACUUAACGCUUGGGGGUUAUGUUAUAUAAAAAAAAAAAGGUUCUUUUUUCUUUCAUUUAAGUGUUGUACGUAUUAUCUAUACUUAUAUAAAAUAAUUUUGAAAUAAGUUACGAUUUUGUUUUGUAUCGUCGAGGAUUCUUUUUUAUUUUUUCGUUUUAAUGUUUUUUUCUGUUUCACUACUGUCUAGUAUACCAACUUAAUCUCAAAGGAUACUAUUAAUAUUAUGAUUCUUAUACGGAUUUGUUUUUAUUCUGCAAAAGUCAAUUGGAUCGAAAUGUAUGCCUUCAACAUUAAACAUUAUAAAUUAGAAUUUAAAUGUAAAAAAGCCGAACAAACUUCUGAUAUUUGAGAAUAUUGUAAAAUAUCCCUGCGAUCGUCUCGUCGUCACAAAAAUUGAAAAAUAUAUUUUUUUAGAUUCUGAGUACAACACGAAAAAGCUAUUAUAACAUGUUUUUUCGUCGAAAAUAAUCUUUUUGACUAGUUAUAAAUCUGUAAAUUAUUCACACCAUAUACGUUAAAAGAAGCGAAUUUUUCUUUCGACGGUACUUAUUUUAAUAAACUUUCUAGAAAGGAUUCUAAAAAGUUCUAAUGGCUCUUUGACAAAACUAAAAACCUAACAGUAAAUGAGAUUAUAUCGGUGGUUUUAUUUUUGUUGAUUUAUAGGUUACCUUGGCUACAAUGGAAAAAAACACGACUUUGUUAUAAUAUAUAACCAUGUCGGUUUACCGAGCUCCACUCAGAAUCGUUUCUUGAUUGAAACAAUUUAUCGUUGGAUUCAUUGUAUUGUACUCACUAUGUGGAGAAAAAUGUCUAAUGCCUAAUGUAUUUUCUAUAAAUUAUUAAUAUUCUAUUCAAUUAAGUGUCGUACAUAUAAAACCAACAUAAUAUGUCUUAAUAUUUGAUAAAUAUUAUAAUUUCAUACUUUUAAAAAAAAUAGUUGAUAAUUUCUAAUAUAAUUUUAAUUAAACAAAUUAAAAUAUACCCAGGAUAUAUCCCGUGAGUAUUUUCUUACUAUAUAUACAUUGAAUAUGUACUAUUAGUACUCGUUUAUACUAUUAAAUAUUAAGUAUUAAGGAAGUCAUAAAAUACUAACCAUCAUUAUUUAAAGACCGAGUUCAUUUUUUUUUUGAAUGUUCAGUCGGUGUAACAUUUUUUUUUUAUUGUUUUUAUACCUUUUAUGUAUCUUUUCUGCUGCAUUUUCCUUGUAAAGGAUUACGAAUAGUUUAAACUUUAUUAUUAUUUGAAAAUUAUGAACUUAAAAAUAACAUAUAUAGAUUAUUAAAAAUAAACGAUUUAUUAUUUACGGACCAAAAUUUUACCAAAUUUUAAGUUUAGAAUCAUAUUAUAGUGAGGUGGGAAAAUUUGUUAGAAACAAAAUAAUAAUCUCUGUGUGAUUUUCCCUCUUCAAAUACUAAUAAAUAUAUUAAACUGUCGAGUAUUAUACUAUACUAUUGGCAUUAAAGUUUUUAAGUAAAUCAUGUAUUUCAAUUAGUUCGAAUUUGGUCUGAAUAAAUAAGUAACUUUAUUAUAUUCAAAUUACUAAGCAUUUAAUUUUAUAAACCAGAUGAAUGUGACUUAGGAAAAUCUGUCUUCUUGCAGUCACAUUUUCCUGCAGCCAGAUUUAUCUAGCACACCGUGUGGAAAAUUCGAAUUUGUAUACUAACCGAAAAUAGUGAUUUCUGAAAGAAAAUAAAAACAUAUUCUUAACAAAACUAAUAGCUUUUUCUUUACGCACGGAAGUUAAAUUUAAAACGAAAUAAUGUAUUAUUAUUGUUAUAAUAUCCGAUGAUGUGUACGAACAAAAUGAGAUAUAGAGGAGAAGAAUCAUCGUUGUGGUAAAACGGUUUUACGUAGAAGUUUUCGUCGUUGGGGGUCUUUGAUUUUUGAACAAUCUAUUAUAAUUUACGUUUGCUAUAAUAUUAUACCGAAGGGCGUGUCGAGUAUAGAGCGAAGUGUAAAUACUACACUUAUAUAAAUGAGACAGUAAACGUAAAUAGACAUUUAUUAUUAUAUACGUUACAUACACCUGGCUAUAUUACUGUUAGGUAUUCAUUAAAUUGCAAUUUAUAUCACGUUUGGAUAAUAUUUUGUUAUUAAUUUGUCUCGCUACGAUAAUAAUAAUGAUGCAUUAGAAAUUCUUGAUUUGUACGUUCGCGUUGAGUAUCCUAUAUAGAUCGGAUCAUCGCCAUUAAAAUAUAUUAUCGAUGAAAUUAUUAUUAUUAUUUUUUUUUUUUUAUCUCAAUUCGUGUUUUUUCGCAAUAUUGUUAGGUAUAUUAAUGCAAUUUACAUAUUAUUUUAAUGACAGUUAUACCGGAUUUAAUUCGAUUUUGCAUAACGCCUAUUAUACUUACAUAAAAACUCGUUUAGCAGCAGAAAUAAUCGCAUUGUUGAUUUAAACUUACUUACUACAGGUAUAAAAAAAAUAUACUAUUUCAAUGUUCGAUACAAAAAGCAAAUUGUUAUUAAUUGGCUCUAUUUUUAUUAUUAUUAUGUAUACAGCGAUAUGUUUCACUCAAUUUUUGAAACUGUAAGUUCGUUAUUAUGUUUUUUUUGGCUGUCUACGUAUAUAAUAAUAUAAUCUGUUUCCUACAAAGAAAACAGUAUUUACUAAGUCAAAUUUAUUAACUUUUAAAGUCCUCUAUUCAAGUUCAUAGAAAUCAAAUAUCGUUAUUGCACGUUAGAAUUUAAGACGAUUAAAGCUCAGGCAGGUAGGUAUAGUCCGUAUAGGCCAUAAUGCAUGGGCGAUAAUGUACUAAUACAUUUAUGCAUUAUAAUUUCCAGUGUCAAAACAGCACAUCAAAACACUCUGAGGCGAAAAUUUAUACUAAAUAAUAGAAAUUAUACUCUUUGUCAUCAUUAAAGUUCUGUGGUUGUAUCUUUUACUGAGUAAUCAUUUCAAAGUUGUUUUUAUUUCGGAAAAGAUUAAUCCUCUCACACCUAAUAAGGUGUUAUAACAUUAAACAUUUCGUUUGCUUUUUAAAUCAUGUAAAUUUACAUUUAGACUACACACAUAAUGUAUAUUAUAUAUUUAUAUUUAACACAUGCUUAUGAAAAUAUGAAAUAAUUUGUAUAGUAUGAUUGGUAUGGUUAUAAUAUUAACAGAUUUAUCAGUUUGUCACAUGAGUCACGGUCAAUUAAUUUGACGAAGCUGUUAGCCUGCUUCAUGUGCACGUUUAUAUUGAUUCAAUUUUAACCAUAAUUUGUCUAUAAAUUACUUGACAAUCACUAGUGCCAUAAAUCAUACAUAUAAGACCCCCCCAAAAAAAAAAUCUUGUGUCUUGAGACAACUGUAUCGGUUACCCUUUCGUUACCCCCAGUUAAGCCGCUGAUCAUCUUAUAUAAUAUAAAUUCAAAUAAAAGCAACAAAAAAACACAAUUUUGUCAUCAUAUACAAAGAUGUAUUCACAUUUUUAGUGCGCUUUAAUAGUAUGAAUUUGUUUCCUAACACAUUAGAAUUUCGAGGUAUACACUUUGGGUUCUAAAACACAUUGUUUAAGGUAUCGAUAUUAUCUGGAAUUUUUAAUAUUUAUCUAACUAUAUUAUUAUGAGUAUCAUCUAUAACCUAGAUUGUAUACAUAAAUAUAUUGAUUUCAAAUUUUAACGAGUGUAGAUAUUUUAUAGAGACGAUUUCAGCAAAUCAUUUCAUGUUUUCAUACAUUAGUCGGAGUUUCUGCUUUCCGGAUUGGUAAUUACGUGUAAUAAACCAUUUUUAUAUUUUCCUGUAUUAUAUACGUAUAUAAAUAUACAAGUACACUAAUAACGGCGAAAAACAUUAAGGUUUUCUCAUAAAAUUAAAUUCAACGGAUGAGAAAGACGGUGUGCGUAGGAUUUAUCGGUUUUGUGUUCACCUCGUUAUUAUAGACAAAUCGGUUUGAAAUUAAUUAUUAUCAUGCGAUUUAUAUAUCAGGAAAUUCGUAGAUUAGAACUUCGUUUUAAUUCUUUAACCAAAUCUACCCUACGACGUAACUAUAAGGUAGAUAUAUAAUAUGUUAAUGAAAAUCUAAAUAAUUGUGGAUUUUUAUAUGAUAUUUUAAUGUCUAGGAAUCCUGUAUGAUUCCAAAUAUAUUUAGAGAAUAUACAAUUAUUUAAAUGAUCUAGGUAUUUUAACAAAUUUCAAUUAAUGUAUUGGUGAUGUAUUUAAUAUAUCUUAUCGACAUCGAAGGUCACUCAAUAUGAUAAAAACGUCGCAAAUGGACGGUUAAAGUUAUUUUACCGACAUAAUUCUAAAAAAAUAUGAAAAAAAAUAAAUCAUUUAGCGGGUAGAUAAAUAUUGUUAAUCAAAAUUGUAACACAAUUUAGAUAGACAGAUAUGUAGAUAGAUACGCGUAUUUUGCAAACAAACAGUUAACACAUUAUAGUUAAUUAGUUAACUGUUUAUUUGCAAAUUUAGGUGAAAACCGUAAUAUACCGUGAAAACUCUUUAUAACGAAUCUUAAGGGAUAAAUAGAUUUCUUUCUUUGUAAAGGGAAUAUUCAAGUAUAAGUUAUAAAGCAAACUGACCUAUUAAGUAAUUUUUACGUUACAUAGAGAUUUCGUUGAAAAGAGUUUCAUUAUAUUGGGUUUUCACUGUAUAUAUAUAUAUAUAUAUAUAUUAUAUAUCUAUCUAUCUAUUUUUCAAAACGUUUUUUUCAAUUUCUAGUCUACCUGUUUUCUAUACUAAUAAUCUGUAAUAUAAUAAUAAAUUAAACAGAGCAUCAACUGCAGAGAGAUAAUGUCGAUAAUUCUAUAUUAAACUUUUUCAACUUUAUAUUUGGAAUUUUCAAAUGCAUAUUUCAGUCUUCUACAAAUGUUACGAGAAUCUCCUCAUGCGUGUUAAUGUAAUCGGUUGUUUAUACUACCGAGUUAUUAAAGCGACAAUGUGAUGUAAACAAAUAGUGUAUUUUUUUUUUACUGAAGAACAAUAUUAUCAAUUAAUAAUUGAUGUUGCUAGUACUUAAUCGAAAGACAUUAUAAAAAAAGAAUGGUGUGACUAUUGGUUUCUUAAAAAAUAAUACGAUAUUUUUAAUUGUAAACUAAUGUAUUCUGUUAAAAAUAAUGAUAACAUUAUUUCACUAAGUAUACUAAUGAAAGUGUUGGUUUUGAUGAGUUACAAGUUGUUCACCAAUCGUUAGGACACAAAGAUAGAAUGUUGAACGAUUUCUCUAUUCUGUACCUACAUUUUUUUAUGUCAUUUUAUGAAAUGGUAAGUUAUUAUAUAAAUUAUUUAGGAAUUGUGUGUAGAAAAAAUUUAUUUUAUACACUUCAUAAAACAUAGUUAGGUAAUAUGCAGAAUUUCUAGCCAAUAUGUAAAAUAUGAUUAUGACUAUGAAAAAUGCCGUUAACAUACACUACGGUGGACUAAAAAAAAAUUGUUUAUUCGUAGCUGUGUCUUUAUAUUUUAUUUGUACGGGUGUAACAAUAUGCCACCGAAUCGUAUUUUACGAAAAAUAAAAAAAAAAUGAAAAUAUUUACAAAGUUAUUAGCGUGAAACUAAUAAUAUACAAAAUGUUGAUAAAUCAUUAAUUCGAAAUUAUCCUUGAAAAACAUUUAUUUUUUUUGUAAUCUUUUACGUUUCGAGGCUAAUAACUUUAUCAAUGAUGAUUUAAUCAUAGCUACUAACGAACUUUAUUCAGUGAACUAUAAUUCGAUGAUAAACCUGCACAAAUAAAAUAUGAAGAUAAGUCCGCGAAAAAAAAAACAUUUUUUUUUUUUUGAUUCACCCUAAUAAAUUAAAUUCAUAACAACAUGUGUUUAUAACAAUUUUAUUACCUAUGCCGUAUUAUCUCUCGAAAACACAAAGCGUUUCAGAGCAAAUUUUCGACAUUAUGAACUAUGAAUACAUUUAAGAUCAAAUUUUAAAAUUUCGCGAAUAUUGAAAUACGGGUGACAAAUGAAAAAUUUGACUUAGAGGUAUCGUUAACAAGUGAAGUACCAAUUUAUAAAUGUUAAAUUUUUUAACCAAUAAACGAUAUUAAUAUGCAAAUCAAUAAAACUAUGUAACUAAUAUUAUACUAUUUGACUGAAAUUUCCCAUGUACCAACUGACAUUCUUUUGAUAUUAGAAAAAGUAUAUUCUGUCAGCUGUUGUUGAAAUAAUAUCUCAAGGAAGAAAAACGAGUCACUAUUAUUAUAACACGACGUCAUAAUAAUAUCGCCGAGGCGGUGUAAUAGUUUUAAAAAUUAUGAAAAUCGUGACGAGUCGAAGGUUGAUUAUGAGUACUUACAAUACACAGAGGUGUUCUAUUUAACGCAGGUACCGCACUUUUUUUUUCUCGCGGUGAAUUUAUGUAUUUCGAUUAGUCACUUAUAUUAUGAUUUAUAUAUAAGUACCUUUACAAUUCUUAUAUUAUUCUUUUUUUUUUUUUUUCAAUAACAACCAUAAUUUUUAAAUUUCAUAUUGUAACGCAAAAUUCUUCUGCAAAUCCUUUAAAAUAUAAUAUAAACUGUGUAUAGACAAUGAAGACCUUGAUGGGUCAUCACCAAAUGAGGUCACUAUAUUUUCGCGGUUCUGAACUGGAGAUAACAAGUCAGGCCGUUUGUUUACGUUUGAGUAAAUGAUAACUACAGUGAUUCAAACAAGUGAUGCUAUAAAUACGUACAUGAAAACUAUGGGUGAUCACUGGCCAGUGUUAUUUAGAUAAAAUAGUAAUAAGUUGUCCGUUAUAAAUAAUCAAAUAAUCUCGAUACAUUUUUUUCAAAUUGUAAUUUAUAUAACUAAUAAUUAUAAAUAAUAGGUAAAAUAUUUAAUUCAUAUACUUAUUUAAUUAGGGUUAAGUAAAUUAAUUCACUUAUUAAAUUGUAUUAAAUAUACAACCUUUGUCAAAUCUUUAGACUAAUACUUGUAAUUUUACUAAUUUAGGCAUUUAGUUUUCUAACGGGUAGUGAACAGAAUUAUUUACAUAAAUAUAUAUAUAUUUUUUUAUAAAUAAAACGUAUUUCAUCUCUCCGUAGAUAACUCAAUUAUUAUGUAUCUAUUAUCGUCAUCUAGAUAGUUAUUAUAACAAUUUAUUAUUAUCUAUUAUAUUUAACUCGAUAUUUAAAUAUAUUUUUAUACAAUAAUGUGGGUACUGUGGGUGAAAUUCAUCCAUGUUUUUAUUAUCUGAACUAUAAGUUUAAUUAUAAGUACCGAUAUGUAUAUGAUUGUUUAUUACCUACAUUUUCAAUACAAAUUAACAAUUUCGAUCAAAUAUAUUUCAAAAAUUAGACUGCAAUAAAAACCACCUACAUAUAGGUACUCAAAAGUAAAAUUUAUUCUCGAAUGACUUAGAAAAAAUCGAACUUGUUAGGGAGAUACUAAUGUGACACAUUUUAAUAAUAUGUUUUCGUGUUCUGUCGCAAAUCGAUGAUUGACGGGGCGGGAGGAGGGGUUGUAUUGUGUGUGAUUUGUAAUAAGUUCUCGAAUCGCGGUGAACGAUUUCCAAAUGGCGACGAUAAUCGGCGGAAAACGAUGACGGUAUUUAACGAUAAAACGAACGAAACGAUAAUAACGAAAAACAAACGUUACGACAGUUGUGGCUAAUAUUGUUAUAAUUUUGUGGCCCGGCGUUGACAGUGAGGGGGGGGGCUCGUGUAUUGCAGCGGAGUGGUGGUGAGCGGUAGCGGCGGCGUCGGUGUCGGUGAUGGCGAUGGCGUCGGUGGAGGCAGCGUAGGCGUCUGCAUAGGCGGCGGACCAGGACUGUUCCGUUCCAGGAGCCUGCCGCAUCUGUUGGGCAACGAUUCUGGCGUGGGCGGAAGCUUCAGCGACGGCGGGUGUCCGGACGGCGGCGGCGGUCUACAUCAUUUGCACGGAGGCGCGCCGCUGCCCGGUCACUGCAGCAGCAAGUCGCAGCCGGCCGGCCUGUCCGGGCUCGGUGACGUCCGACAGCUGGUCACCCUCAAACAGCACUACUACCCGGAGGGCGGCUGGGGCUGGGUAGUAGCCGCUGUGGCAGUGGCCGCUCACUUGCUCGCCCACGGACUCCACCUGGCCGCCGGGAUAUUCGUCCAGGAGCUGGUCGACAAAUUCGGCCCCGGCACCGUGGUACCAGCAGGUAUUACAAUUUAUGUAUGAUAACACGUGUACAGCAAAAGAGCUAAUAUAUACCUACCGCUGUUGUAAGAGGAAAGGUAGGCCGAAAAAAUUGUAUCCAUAUAUUUCGAAAAAAAAAAUAAAAAACAUCUCGAAAAUGUCGAAUAGCUUUUUAAAUAACCCAAAAACACCGGACAUACUUCGAAAAUUGUAAAAUGUUUUUUAAUUAAUGUACAAUGUGUCAUAAGUGUUCGGUAAAAAAGUAGAUCAUUACGACUAUUUUUCGUGGAAUCGUACAUUUUAAAAUAAAAACUAAAUAAAAAUGAAAAUAUUCCAAUUUUUCAUUCAUGAAAAGUAUAUAAGGAAAGUAUAACAACUAGACAAAAAUGUCUACCUACAUUUGUUACAACAAAUGACAGAUCGUGAACCUUUUAAAUUGUGGUGUAAAUAUUUUGCAAAUCAUAAGGGUAGACGAUGUUAACAUACCAGUAUAAACACAUGCAGUAACUCGUUGACUAUUAUUUUAUACAUUUACGCUUGAUCUGUUAGAAUACUUUUAUAUCCAAUGUAUAACUAUUUAGCAACAUUGGCUACAUAGGCUAUCAUACCCAUAAAGAAACGUUGUAAUAUGAAUGAUCUCUAAACUAGUUGAUCAAUAUUUCAUAUAUUAUUUGGCGAUCCAUCCAUUUUAGACAUGAGGCAAAUCACUGCAAAAAUCCUACUUUAGCACGCUAAUGAACUCAUAUACUAUAAUAUUAGAAAUUAAAAACGAGGCGAUGUUGUAUGGCUAAUUAUUAUUUGUGGAUUUUAGAAAAGACAACAUUUAUAAUAAACGAACUAUAUUAAUUAUAUGGCGAUAGGAAAAUUUCAUAUGGGUCUGUGGAUGUCUAAUAGUGAGUGGAGGUAAAUUUAUCACGGUCGUGACCAGAAGUUUUUAAUUUAAACAACAUUUUCUUUUUUGAUAUCAAUAGUAGGCAAUUUUAUAUUUUUCCUAACACCCCCUGCCUGAAGUUUAUAUAUUUGCGAGGGUCUUUGGUAGAGCCAAUCAUUCGCUUCAUCUGGAGAGCCGAAACUGCCAGGAAUAACCUUUGAUGUUGACGAUUGGAGUGAGAUUUUUUGUCGAAAUGUUUUUCACAGAAAUUUAAAAAAACACACACACACUCACAUACAUCAUAUUGGUAAAACCAAUACAUUCGUGUAUAAUAUUAUAUUACGAAGGAUUCGUGUCUGGUGAACGCUCCGGAUCUCUUCCCGAGGUCUAGCGGUAGAUAAGGUGGCACCAGUAGUGGCGGUGACGUGAUACUCUGAUGUACAUUUUAAAACCAUUAUGGGUUUUGUCGGUCGUCGUGUUGCAUGAGUCGUCAUUAUCAUUCCAGAGGAAAUUCUUGUUCAUACAGAUUGAAAACGUAUCAGGUUAGUGGUAAACAAAUAGCGAAAUACAGUUAACGUGUUAUAGCCGUUUUCCUCUUUUUUAGGGUACGUUGUAACAAUAAUAUAUUACGCUUGUGCACGCAGAUUCCGUAUAUUUGAUCCCGUUUUGAAUUCCUUGCAGUGUGAUCCCAACCCACCACAGCUCACCGCACAUGAAAUCGUGUCAUUCGAAAACGGCAGAGUAGAAUUUCACUGA